UUUCUCAGUUGUCAUUCGUAACCUGAUCGCGAAGCUGCUGGACUCACCGAAGGUCAUGGCUUCCUCGGCGUCUCUCAGAUCCGACAUCUACAAUAGAGAAGAGCGGAAGCAGCAGUACCAAGCUUAUAUUCGUGGUCUGAAUGCGUACGAUCGGCAUAACAAGUUUCUGAAUGACUACGUUCGUUUCUAUGGGAAGGAAAAGCCGACGGAAGUUAAGUUGCCGGUUAAAACCGACUAUGACACACUAAGAGAAGGAUAUCGGUUUAUACGUUCAGAGGAAGAUGAUUUGAAUGCUUCAUGGGAGCAAAGGCUGGUCAAGCGAUACUAUGACAAGCUUUUUAAGGAAUACUGCAUAGCUGACUUGUCAAGAUACAAGACUGGCCAGAUUGGUUUGAGAUGGAGAACGGAAAGGGAAGUAAUUUCGGGGAAAGGGCAAUUCGUAUGUGGGAACAAACAUUGUGAUGAAAAGGAAUUAGCUAGCUAUGAGGUGAACUUUUCUUAUCAUGAAGCCGGAGAACACAAACAGGCGCUUGUAAAACUCGCAGCUUGUGAGAGAUGUGCGGGGAAACUGCACUACAAAAGAAGAAAAGAGCAUGAAAGAUCAGAAAGGAAAGCUAAGAAACGGAAACGGGAACAAUGGAGCAGUGAAGAUAACAAAGAUGCUGAGCACGAAGCAUGUAUUAGAGAGAAGAGAAAAGGGAGGAAGGCGUCCAAGUCGGAUGGUAAAAGGGGGAUCGAGGAUGAUGAGAAUUUCGAUGAGUUCCUGGAGGGGAUGUUCCCAAGCGAUAAAUAAUAGCUCUAAAAAGAAGGCAAUUGCUGUAUAGGGAGUGAGUAAAACUGAUGGGCGUGGAGUUGCUGAGUUUGGCAUGUUUUUCCUAUAAGAAAGUGGAAUGGUUAAAACGUCAUAUAUUUGGUUUGCCGUGGAGA
Tarenaya hassleriana is the source of this 927-nucleotide messenger RNA. Its product is annotated as protein FRA10AC1. Gene Ontology annotation, biological process: dephosphorylation. The transcript is spliced from 11 exons. NCBI's taxonomy places the organism in Eukaryota, Viridiplantae, Streptophyta, Magnoliopsida, Brassicales, Cleomaceae. The record is from RefSeq and is a predicted model, not a curated record. Bases 56 to 793 code for a protein of 245 amino acids. Gene Ontology annotation, molecular function: phosphatase activity.